Puccinia graminis f. sp. tritici CRL 75-36-700-3 is the source of this 1064-nucleotide messenger RNA. RefSeq lists its product as uncharacterized. Lineage: Eukaryota; Fungi; Basidiomycota; Pucciniomycetes; Pucciniales; Pucciniaceae. Gene Ontology annotation, biological process: regulation of transcription by RNA polymerase II. The transcript is spliced from 7 exons. The coding region runs from base 1 to 873 and encodes 290 amino acids. Gene Ontology annotation, cellular component: chromosome. The record is from RefSeq and is a predicted model, not a curated record. Gene Ontology annotation, molecular function: chromatin insulator sequence binding.
AUGCAAAAAAUCGUUAUUCCAAAAGGUUUGGAGAUCGUCAAGACCCCAUCAUUCUACUUCCCACUCAAGGCCAAGUGGCAUUCCAUCUAUGACCCUCAAGGGCAUUACGAUCUUUCUUCAAUUCCGACUACAGUUCCAAGGAUGAAUAGCCACAACAAUCCACAUCCAUUUGUUUGUGUAGCAUGGAAUGUAAAUGAUCCUGGGGUUGAAAACCUCCUCCUCAACAAUAAUCCCCCACCGACUGCCGUGUGUCUCUACACUGAGGAGGAUGCCAUGAGGAUCUUCGAGGCUAUUCAGUCGACCAGCUAUCACGCUGGUGUCACCCUACCUUUGGGGUCCCAAUUGCCUCUUGGCAAUGUGGGAUUAGAGGUGCUUCCGGCCGGACAAGAGUCUCCGGCUCAAGACACCUCAGGUCCUGCCCCAGUCUACAUACGAUUGCCCAGCCUGGAAUAUCACUGUGAAUGUGGCGCGAUCGUCAAAAAGAACCGGAAACACAACAUGAUCCGGCAUAUUAACACAGUUCACCGCACACCCGGAGAUCCUCAGCGGCCUCUAUAUGAAUGCGACAAGUGCGGAAAGACCUAUAUGAACUCGGGUGAAUUGGCCCAGCAUAAAAGGGACAAUCAUGAUGCGCCGCCACCCAAGCCGCGAGCAAUGAAGCAAAAAGCAGCUUCGGAAAAGUUCCCGUGUCAGGUAGCCGGCUGUGAACAUGAAUAUGCCAGCUUGGAGUCUCAAGCUUAUUACAGGCACCUCCAAGAAAAGCACGGGGUGGAGGUGGAACGAAAACUUGAAGAGCGGGAGAUGGUCCCAACUUCACCACCGCACAACCCAAUCGCUGGCCCAUCACGGCCUCGGGGACCACCAGCCCUAUGAAUUAGUGAUGAAUUCUUUCUAAAUCCUCUAUUUUUCUUCUUUUCUAUGAAACACACAUCUAGUCCCGUGUGAGGUAGCCGGCUGUAAAAAUAUAUAUGCCAGCUUGGGGUCCCAAUCUUAUUACAAACACCUCCGAGAAAAGCACGGUGUGGAGGUGGAACGAAAAAUUGAAGAGCGGGAGAUGGUCCCAA